This is a messenger RNA of Xenopus laevis (African clawed frog), 3572 nucleotides long. It is a transcript of the gene capn2.L, whose product is annotated as calpain 2 L homeolog. Gene Ontology annotation, biological process: proteolysis. The record is from RefSeq and is marked provisional. Gene Ontology annotation, cellular component: cytoplasm; plasma membrane. Gene Ontology annotation, molecular function: hydrolase activity; calcium-dependent cysteine-type endopeptidase activity; peptidase activity. Lineage: Eukaryota; Metazoa; Chordata; Amphibia; Anura; Pipidae.
UGAGUGAGUCUGCAGCUGUACAAGAGCCUCCUCUGUGUCCUUGCCCUGCACCGACAUGAGCGGGGUCGCCGACAGACUUGCUAAGGAGCGGGCAAGGGCCAGUGGCUUUGGUACCAAUGAAAAGGCUCUGCCCUACCUCAACCAGGACUUCGAGGCUCUGCGCAAUGAGUGUCUCCAGUCCGGCUCCCUGUUUAAGGACCCCAGCUUCCCCGCCAUCCACUCCUCCUUGGGAUUCAAAGAGCUGGGUCAGUACUCAAGCAAAACCCAAGGGGUGGUGUGGAAAAGACCCACGGACCUGUGCUCAAGCCCUCAGUUCAUCGCAGGUGGAGCAACUCGGACUGAUAUCUGCCAGGGAGCCCUGGGUGACUGCUGGCUUCUUGCAGCCAUCGCCUCCCUCACCCUCAAUGAACAGAUUCUUUCCCGGGUCGUUCCAAUGGACCAGAGCUUUCAGGAGAAAUAUGCAGGAAUAUUCCACUUCCAGUUCUGGCAAUAUGGCGAGUGGGUGGACGUUGUCAUUGAUGACCGUUUGCCAACCAAAGAUGGGAAGCUGCUUUUUGUACACUCAGCCGAGGGGACUGAAUUCUGGAGCGCGCUCAUGGAGAAGGCUUAUGCCAAACUGAACGGAUCCUAUGAAGCUCUCUCAGGUGGGACCACCACUGAAGGAUUUGAAGAUUUCACAGGUGGACUUGCAGAGUGGUAUGAACUGAAGAAGGCCCCGUCUAAUCUGUUCAAGAUUAUCCAGAAAGCUCUGAAAUCUGGAUCUCUCCUGGGCUGCUCUAUAGAUAUCACCAGUGCAGCCGAGACAGAGGCCAUCACUUUCCAGAAGCUUGUGAAGGGUCACGCCUACUCUGUGACCGCUGCAGAAGAGGUGCAAUAUCGAGGGAGCCUGGAAAAGCUGAUCCGAAUCAGAAAUCCUUGGGGGGAGGUGGAAUGGACUGGAGCCUGGAGUGACAAUUCCAGUGAGUGGAAUUCUGUGGAUCCGGAGGUGCGAGACAAGCUGAUCAAGAGAUGUGACGAUGGAGAGUUUUGGAUGUCCUUUAAUGACUUCUUGAGAAACUAUUCAAGACUGGAGAUCUGCAAUCUGACCCCGGACACUCUGGCCUCUGACAAAUACAGUAAAUGGAGCCUGACCAAGAUGGACGGCUCAUGGAGGCGAGGCUCUACAGCCGGUGGAUGCAGGAAUUUCCCAGAAACCUUCUGGAUGAACCCCCAGUACAUGAUUAAGCUGGAUGAGGCAGAUGAUGAUCCCGAUGAUAAUGAGGAAGGCUGCACCUUCAUUGUUGGUCUGAUACAAAAGAACCGCAGGAAUCAGAGAAAGAUGGGAGAAGACAUGCACACCAUUGGCUUUGCCAUGUACGAGGUGCCGCCACAGCUUACUGGCCAGAAAGACGUUCGCCUGAGCCGAGAUUACAUUCUAAGGAACAAGAUUCGGGAAAAAUCAGAGACCUACAUAAACCUGCGUGAGGUUCUGAACAGAUUUCGGCUGCCCGCAGGGGAGUAUGUCAUUGUGCCGUCCACGUUCGAUCCCCACAAAGUAGGCGACUUUUGUCUGCGGGUGUUCUCUGAAAAGAAUGCUGAGACAAAAGUUCCUGAUGAUGAAAUCAAGGCUGACAUCGAUGAGGAGGUUAAUGAGAAUGCCAUCGAUCCCACCUUCAAAAGAAUGUUCCUGGCGUUGGCAGGAGAUGACAAAGAGAUCUCUCCGCAUGAACUCUUUAACAUCCUACAGAAAGUCAUAUCAAAACGAGAAGACAUAAAGUCCGAUGGGUUCAGCAUGGAGACCUGUAGGACCAUUGUUGACCUGCUGGAUUCUGAUGGUUCAGGGAAACUUGGCCUCAAGGAGUUCAAUAUCCUCUGGACAAAAAUACUCAAGUACCAGAAAAUAUACAGUAGCGUGGAUAAGGACCGUUCGGGUACCAUUAAUUCAUAUGAGAUGCGGGGAGCCCUGGAAGGCGCAGGGUUUAAGGUGAACGCCAAGAUUAUUGAGCUGCUGGUGGCUCGCUUCGCAGAUGAAGACCAAAACAUUGACUUUGAUAACUUUGUGAGAUGCCUCCUGCGCCUGGAGACCAUGUUCAAGAUCUUCAAUAAGCUGGACACGGAGAAGACUGGAGUCGUGCCGCUCAAGAUGGACACUUGGCUUUCCCUGACUGUGAUCUGAGAUACCGUCAUCACACCGAGGAGGCAGAGAACUACUGUCCACCAAGGAAUUACCCCGACUGAUGAUGAACAUUUCUGAAAUAUCUUAUUAUUGGGAAUCUGGUGCCUUAUCUGAAAAAAAUAAAAAACAAAAAAAAUGCCCCUUUAUCAUUUGGGGACCAGAGACAUCCUAUUAAGUUUCCAUAAAGAGAUUCUUCUACUAUAAUAUUCAGAAGCCAUUAAAACGCAGAUUGAUAUAGAUCCUGAUCUAAGGUGCUUAAUAGUCAUCAGUGCUUCUCCAUGUCACUUAAGCCAUAUAAACUUCUGUAGUGUAACAAGCAAGAUAACCCCUAUUUUAAAAUAGAAGCACAAUGAAACCAUUUCAUAACUGACUUCUAAUAUCCUUUUAAUAUACAGUAGGGGGUACAAUGUACAUUAUCCUUUAUAAUACACGAGCGAUACUCAGAGUUCCCUGUAUAACUCAGCCUUGUGCCUUUAUAUGGUCACAGAACCCCUCAGUGACUUCUAAUAUCCUUAUAAAUUACAGUAGGGGUACAUUAUCCCUUAUAAUACAUGAGUGAUACUCAGAGUUCCCUGUAUAACUCAGCCUGCAGCCUUGUGCCUUUAUAUGGUCACAGAACCCCUCAGUGACUUCUAAUAUCCUUAUCUUUUACAGUAGGGGGUACAUUAUCGCUUAUAAUACAUGAGUGAUACUCAGAGUCCCCUGUAUAACUUGGCUUGGUGCUUUUGUAUGGUCACAGAACUAAUAUCCUUAUCAUUUACAGUAGGGGAUUUUAUUAAUCCUUAUAAGUUCCCAGAUCUGUAAUUCUCAACUGUGAGCCUUUAUAUAGUCAUCAAACUCUUAAGUGACUUCUAAUAUCCUUGUAAAAUAGGGGGAAGAGCUUUAGCAGACAAGCCAGGACCCUAGUGUUUUGCAGUUAAUCACUGGCAGUUCUCCUGUACAAAAUAUGUAAGAUAUAUGGGUUUCUGGCUGUCAUUUCCCAGCAUCCUCGGCAGUGAAUUGCAGGGAGUCCUAGUUACAGGUGCUUAUAUAGUAAACUGUGAGAUCCAUGAAUGGACUUUACCCAGAAUGCCUUGAGCUUGUGACUGUUGGACAAAUGGUUGGAUAUUCUUAUUCAGGGAAUGUAAAUACACACAAUGAAAUGAGCUUUUGGACCACGGUUCCCUAUAGAUAUUUUUAUUCAGGAAAUAUAUAAAUGCAUUUAAUAUAAAGAGGGAUGAUUUUUAGAUCCACGGGGGAAGAUUUUGCCUUUAUCUAUCGUACAGAGGUGAAUGAUAAACGAUGCCCUGUGAAUCACUAACCUGGUGGGACUGCGGGUGAGACGAGAUCUUGUGUUAAAGGGCAUGUACAGUCUAAAAUAGAAUAAGGCUAGAAAUGCUGUAUUUUGUAUACUAAAAAUAAACAUGAACUUACUGCA